GUCUGUGGUAUGCCUUGUUUAAAUCAAAGAUUAUGAUCUUUGGUUUGAAUACAAUUCCUUGUAACUUAAUAUUUUAAAUAAAAUAUACUAUUAACUUACACUACUUAUCGAAUACAGAUUCGAAAUAAUUCUAGAUGCAAAGUGGACAUAUUCAAGUAUUAAUUUCGUGUCUCAAGUCACAAGCUCUAAGUCUGAACGUCUUCAUCAUCUACUAGAAUUUUUAUGUCAGAAUGCUUUAUGAAGAAAUCUUGAGAUACUUACCAGAAAACUGGAGUCCAAUGGAUUCCCUUCGAGAAUAUGAAAUGAUAGAAAUUCCUGUAUCUUCACGAGAGUAUCAAUAUGUUUCGUUGGAAUUCCAAGCCCAGUUUGGUAUAGGUCCCUUGUAUCGGAUACAAAAUCCACAACUGUUUACAAAAUUUAAUUUGAAGAAAGCCGAGUAUGCGACUCGUGGUUACCAUACUACAUUAACUCUUUUUCAUGACACAGUUCAGUCUAAUGUAGAAUCUAUUGUUACUUAUAACAUUGAUUGGAGAUAUGGGGAGAGACAAAGAUAUGGACCAGGAGUAUACUUCUCAACAUCUUCAUUCAGAGCACAAAGACGGUCUAAUAUAAAGCUGGGUCCUCAUAGAGCAAUGUUUUUGUUCGAUGUUUUGGUGGGAAAUGUUCAAACAGCAAGAAAUGGAGAAUAUCUUCCUGACAUCGGAUUCGAUACAGUUAUUUCACCAGAUGGAGAAACAUAUGUAAAAUACUUCGAUCAUGAAUAUUAUCCUUCUUAUGUUCUAUAUUACGAAGAUGUAAGGAUGCCUUCAACUUCGAAACACAGGUUUUCCUAGAAACUCAAAAUUUCAUAGUGAAGAUAUUUGGUGAGAAAUAAGUAUUUCUCUUAUACUGUGAUAUUACAUUUUGAUGAGAUAUUCUUUCGAAAACAUUAUCCAAUUUCUGAUGCAAUCAUCAGGAUUUGCUGUUGACUAAGACUAAUAAAUCAUUAUUUUUGAUAAAAAGUCUAAUAUACCUACUAUUAGGACUGCAAUAUGUUUUUUAUUUAGCCUACUUUUAGAUUUGAUUCAUGAAACUGGAUGAAAUUUAGUUAAUUUAGAGGAAGAAUGUUUUGUUAUUUAUUUCAGUAGUGCUUUUGUUUAUAUAGAUGAUAUCUGUUAUUAUUACUGAUAUUAAAUAAAUAUUUUGUACAA
Coccinella septempunctata (seven-spotted ladybird) is the source of this 1190-nucleotide messenger RNA. RefSeq lists its product as uncharacterized. The coding region runs from base 231 to 833 and encodes 200 amino acids. The transcript is spliced from 3 exons. Gene Ontology annotation, molecular function: NAD+ poly-ADP-ribosyltransferase activity. The record is from RefSeq and is a predicted model, not a curated record. NCBI's taxonomy places the organism in Eukaryota, Metazoa, Arthropoda, Insecta, Coleoptera, Coccinellidae.